CUUCAAAAUCAGUUUCGGAUCCCAAAACCUACUUUAUACUUCUUCUCUCUCUCUCUCUCUCUCUCUCUCAAAUCACCAUAUGUUUUUGCUGAAGAGGAAGAUUUGUGUGAAAUGAGAAAACAUGGUUGAAACAUGGGCAAAUUGUCACAAGACCACUGAGCAACAAUCUGUGUGAGCAAAAGCAUUUGUAUCCGAUCUGUCCUUGGCCGAAGUUUGCCGUGUCGUGAGUUGUUGACAAGCUCAUGGCGAUGUCAGCAGCGCACAUGCACCGAAGAGUUACUGCAACUUGGGAAGGAAACUGUCUCUGUGGGUGUGAGCAAUUGCGUGUUUGGAUCUCUUCUCCACGAUUUCGGUGAGAAAAAAAAUUGCUAUUCGAGUGAAUCUCACGAGAAAGUUGGUGAUGAUGGCACACAUUCGGGAUUGGGAUAUGAAUGGGAUGCUGGUGGAAUAGCGGAGACACCGACGAUGAGUGAUUCCGCAUCAUCGGAUGUGUCUAAGGGUAACGCCGAUGCAGCGCAGAAGAGCAGGCUGGCUGUGGGCCCGGCAUUAGUUUCAUUUCCACCCAAACCAUGGAGCUCUGGUAUCUUUGCCUGCUGCCAAGACAUUGGUAGCUGUUUCAGAACAUUGUUUUGCCCUGCGGCAACAUUUGGAACGCUCGCCAACGCCAUCGAUAAUACUCCUGGAAGCAAGGAUAGCUGCUGCACAUACCUUGCGAUGCAAUUCUGCUUAUCAAGUGCGACGCUGUCAUCCAAGUACAGGGGUCGGAUAAGGGAGAAAUACAACUUACUGGAGGAGCCAUUGUCUGAUUACGCAACUCACUGCCUCCUUGGGCCAUGUGCUCUUUGUCAGGAGUACCGUGAACUGAAAUACAACAAUGUUGAUCUUGAGCAAAAGAAAAAGAAAAUGACGACGAAAAAAAGCUUGAGGUCUGAGUUGUUCUACAAAAGCGUUGAGCGUGCCCUGCAAGAAUCUGUCGAAGCUGAAGAUGGAUCCAUUGUUUGGCUUACGACGAAACCCGGAGGCCCUCCAAAAUCUCCUAACAGCCGCCCUGCUACGACAUAAUACCAGUGAGUCAACGUGUGGACAAGACUUUGAGAACCAAUAGAUCGGAAACAAAAUUCUGUUUAGCCCUAGCUGUGUUCAAUGCUAUGGACAAGAGAAUUCCUGUAGUCUAGCCGUAAUCGCUUCGACAUGGCUCACCGGUGAGAGAUUGUGAGAAGGUGAUCAAUACAACAAGCCAAUGCGUACAAAAUAGUUAGAGCAUAGCUGGCAACGAACGAGAACGAAUUGGUUAACUUUAGGUUAACCGACUAUACACACAUUGUGUGUGUCAUCAGAGCGACCUUUAGCAACAUACGAUAUUAGCCAUAAGAUCUGUUUUGUGUGAACAUCUACCAGAGGCAGAAUGGCUACUUUACAUGAAAGUUUUGAGACAUCGAAGGUCUUGAAGAAUCAGAACUUCUACUUCGUGCUCGACACGAGAAACUCAGCUUAGGUUCUUUCAAGGUUCAACCUGUCAGUCAAGCGGAAAAUAAAACCUCCGAUGGAAUGAAUGCACCGCUCUUGCUCUGCGAAUUAUGGCGUUUACUUGCCAGACGAUCCUUGAACAUGAAUGGCAAAUUAUUUGAAUCUUAUUCAAAAGAAACACAUAGAUUGCUGGA
Molecule: messenger RNA, 1661 nt
Organism: Physcomitrium patens
Lineage: Eukaryota; Viridiplantae; Streptophyta; Bryopsida; Funariales; Funariaceae
Product: protein PLANT CADMIUM RESISTANCE 7
Source: RefSeq, a predicted model, not a curated record